Messenger RNA from Micromonas pusilla CCMP1545, 1905 nucleotides. RefSeq lists its product as uncharacterized. The record is from RefSeq and is a predicted model, not a curated record. Lineage: Eukaryota; Viridiplantae; Chlorophyta; Mamiellophyceae; Mamiellales; Mamiellaceae. The coding region runs from base 1 to 1905 and encodes 634 amino acids. The transcript has a single exon.
AUGCCCCCGCCGCGAGGGAACUCCCGCGUCGCGCGGUCCGCGUUCGCGAGGCUCCGCGCGCGCGAGCUCGAACGCGCGAAUCCCGGGGACAAAAUCUUCUCCGCGAUCCCCGGUCGGCUCGCGACGCCCGUGGAGUCGCUCCUGGACGGCACGUCGUCGCUUCUGCGCUGCGUCGUCCUCGGCUUCACCGCGGACGGCGACCACCUCCUGUCGUACGCCUCCUCCGACGGCGAGCACUCGCUUCAAGUCUGGGGGUUUCGACUCGGCGAGCCCGCGACGUUGAUCGCGACGACGCCGCUGUUUCAGACCGCGGAGUCGCCGGGGAGCGACCGCCUCGGCCGCGGCGACGACGGGGAGAGCGCGCUGCUCGGCGACGUCGGCUUCGAAGACUCCACGUCGUCGCUUCGAAUCACCGCGUGCGAAUCCCCGGACGCGAGCGUGCUCGUGAUACACGGCGAACCCACCGCGGAGAGGGAGUUCGGGAGCAGCGAAGCGCCGAUGGCGCGGCGGUGUUUCAUCACCGCGAUGCCGUCGCCGUGCGCGCGGGGGCGCGCGGCGGCGGCGGCGGCGUGGGGGGGGAGGCGUCGGGGGGAUGGCGACGGGGAUCGGGAUUCUGAUUCGGACGCGUCUUCGCGGAGGACGUCGUGGGCGACGGCGGCGACGCACGCGAGUUAUCUGAGCACGUCCGCGGCGCCGUUCGCGCCCGCCGUCGCGGGGGUGAUAGCCGCGGAGGAGAUCAUCGAGGAGGGCGACAGCGACUACGAGGAGGAGGAGGAGGAGGGCGGCGGCGAAAGUCCUCAAGGAACGGCGUUCACAUCGCGAACGGGCUCGUAUGGGAACCAGUCUGCUUCGCUCACCUCUGACGCGAUGGACGCGACGGACGCGGGCGGGUUGGGGUCCGGAGGGUCGGGCGCGUCCGGGGACGAGAACGUCGACGCGAACCGCCGCGGGCGCGGCGGUUUCGCGAGCCCGGACCCCGACGCGUUCAAGCCGCCGGUCGCGCGGUACGCGCGACGGUUCGGGAAACGAACCGGCGUGUCCGCGGCCGCAUCCCCGCCGCCCGCGGUCGGACGACGGACGCGGCGGCGACGCGCGUGGUACGUCGUCGUCAACGCCGGCGACUCCCUCCUCGGCGUGCGGUUGGUCCCUCGGACGGUCGCGGCGGACGCGCGGCGCGAGGAGUUCCUGUCGUUCUCUCCGGGUCCGAUCGCGCCGGUGCGAUGGACCGACGCGAACGCGAACGCGGCGGCGGCGGCGGUCGAUCGCCGCCGCGUCGUGGACAUGCGCGCGUGGACGGCGCUCGAGUCCGACGCGGUGCUCUCCAAAGCGCUCGCGGCGACGCUGCGCCUGGGGUACUCGAUCGUGGACUACGAGCUGCACGUGCUCUCCGUGGCGCACGCCGCGGACGUCGACGCCGCGCCGUCCGUCGUCGCCGUCGUCGUCAGCGUGCUGCAAGCGCGAGGCGAACGGCGUCAGAUGGAGCAGCGCGCGUUCGCGGCCGCGGCGUGCGCGCCGUCGACGCCGUGGCGCAUCGUCGCGUCCGUUGUGGAGUGCCCGCUCGCGGCGUUCCCGCCGCCGCCGCCGCGACUGCUGUACAGCGUCGAGGUGGAUCAGUCCGGCGCCGGCGCGAGCGCGCGCGCGAAGAGCGCGCAUCACGGGUCCGCGGGCGUCGCCGCGAGCGCGAGAGCGAUCGCGAUCGCGCGCGCGCGGCUCACGGCGUUUCGUCGCGCCGCUCACGUCCCGACGCGCCGCGCGAUGCGGUGCGCGUCCGUGUCGUCGAACGCGAACGUCGCGAACGGCGGCGCGAGCGUCCCGGUGAUUCUGCAUCCGACGAUGCCGCUGUGCGUGUUGGGGUACGGCAGAAGCGCGCGGGCGCGGGGGAGAGGGGACGACGACGACGAUUGA